This is a messenger RNA of Epithele typhae, 1575 nucleotides long. RefSeq names its product alpha-amylase. The record is from RefSeq and is a predicted model, not a curated record. Gene Ontology annotation, biological process: carbohydrate catabolic process. Bases 1 to 1575 code for a protein of 524 amino acids. The transcript is spliced from 9 exons. NCBI's taxonomy places the organism in Eukaryota, Fungi, Basidiomycota, Agaricomycetes, Polyporales, Epitheliaceae. Gene Ontology annotation, molecular function: calcium ion binding; alpha-amylase activity.
AUGUUGCCCACGCUCCUCGUGCCUGCCCUCCUCGCCUCGAGCGCGUUCGCAGCCACCGCAGAGCAAUGGCAGAACAGGACCAUCUACCAGCUUGUUACGGAUCGCUUUGCCGUCGAGGGUGACUCCGGUCCUUCCUGCGAUACCUCGAAGAAGACCUACUGCGGAGGCACCUGGAAAGGCAUCAUCUCCAAGCUGGACUACAUCCAGGGUAUGGGCUUUGACGCCGUUUGGAUCUCUCCCGUCACCAAGAACGUGGAGGGAGAAACAUCGCAGGGCUACGCAUACCACGGAUACUGGCCCACCUCCCUCUACGACCUGAACUCCAACUAUGGCUCCGCCGACGACCUCAAGUCCUUGUCCUCCGCUCUCCACGAGCGCGGCAUGUACCUCAUGCUCGACGUUGUCGUCAACCAUAUGGUCGCGACCACGAACCCCCCGGACUUCUCCAAGUUCGCCCCCUUCGCCUCCCAGUCGCAGUUCCACCCCGAGUGCUGGAUCUCGAACUAUGCCAACCAGACGGACGUCGAGCAGUGCUGGCUCGGCGACUCCGGGCUCCCACUUGCGGACCUGAACACAGAGGACGACUCGAUCGUGAGCACGAUGAACGAUUGGGUCAAGGGGCUCGUGGGGAACUACAGCGCCGACGGCAUUCGCAUCGACACCGUCAAGCACGUGCGCAAGGACUUCUGGCCGAACUUCGCGAGUUCCGCCGGGGUCUUCGCGAUGGGCGAGGUGUUGUCUAACGAGACCGAUUACGUAUCCCCCUACACCCAGGUCCUUGAUGGCGUGCUCGACUAUCCCAUGUGGUUCCCCCUCGUUGCAGCGUUCCAGACCUCCUUCGGCAACCUGUCUCUUCUCGCCCAGACGUUCACAACGUCCCAGUCUUCGUACAAGAACGCUCAGUUCCACUCGGGUUCCUUCCUCGAGAACCAGGACCAACCCCGCUUCCAGUCGCUCGCUACGGAUCAGUCGCUCGUCAAGAACGCGAUGGCUUGGCCCUUCAUCCAGGACGGUAUCCCCAUCCUCUACUACGGCCAGGAGCAAUCUUACGCGGGUGGCUCUGACCCCUCGAACCGUGAGGCCCUUUGGCUCUCGAGCUACUUCACCGACAAGCCGCUCGUCACGCACGUCAAGGCGCUGAACGGCGCUCGCAAGGCCGCCAUUGCAGCGAACGGCAACUUCCUCUCGACCAAGACCCAGAUUCUGUCCUCGACCACGGACUCGAUGGCCGUCUCGAAGGCGCCCCUCCUUUCGUGUUCACCAACAAGGGCAACAGCUCCUCCUGCAAACGAGGUCCUCGUCGACGUGCUCAGUUGCAACACCGUCACCGCCGACAGCAAGGGCGCUAUAUCCGCGAGCAACUCCAACGGCGAGCCCAUGGUGUUCGUCCCCGCCUCCGCGCUCACGAAGGGCGGCGCCCUCUGCGGCAGCGUUGCCACGGGCAGCACGACCUCGACUCAAGGUGGCAAAACCUCUGGGGCACGCCCCACCGCGGGGUCGGAUGGCGCCUUCGCGUGGGCCGUUAUCGCCGCGCUGUUCGUCAUCGCAAGCGGCUCGAGCUUGGUUGUCGGCUGA